Messenger RNA from Cercospora beticola, 1605 nucleotides. RefSeq lists its product as uncharacterized. Lineage: Eukaryota; Fungi; Ascomycota; Dothideomycetes; Mycosphaerellales; Mycosphaerellaceae. Gene Ontology annotation, molecular function: glycosyltransferase activity; hydrolase activity, hydrolyzing O-glycosyl compounds. The record is from RefSeq and is a predicted model, not a curated record. Gene Ontology annotation, cellular component: fungal-type cell wall. Gene Ontology annotation, biological process: fungal-type cell wall organization; carbohydrate metabolic process.
CGCUUUUGCGACGAGAAUACGACCUCUUCCACCGCCGUAUCGCAACACUGCGUCUUCACGCAAAUCACACUCACUUCCACGCAGAACCUCACUGCAGUCACUCCUUUAGCAGAGACCCGAGAUCCGCUGGUCGGAUCGAAUCCUCCACACGCCACCACCGCCACACGCGUCUGACACCCGAACAUCAACCAUGUCUCGCCGUCUUGGGGGCCUGGUCAGCACCGCGCUGCUUGUCGCAACUUCCCUGGCGCAGACCUUCACGGACUGCAAUCCCAACAACUCAUCAUGUGGUCCCGAUCCAGCAUUGGGCACGACGUUCUCCGAGGAAUACAACAAGACGUACAAUGAGUUCGAUCCGCGCUUCUGGAACGUCACGGCGGGCAAGCAGCUCAUCUCGUUUGGCGAAGAGGGAGCGGAGCUUGCAUUGAACAAAGAAGGAGAAUCAAUUACUGUCAAGUCGAAUUUCUACAUCUUCUGGGGACAAGUCGAGAUCUUGUUCAAGGCGGCGCAGGGCAAUGGCAUUAUUAGCACAGUCAUUACUCUUAGUGACAACCUGGACGAAAUCGAUUGGGAGAUAAAAGGCGGCAACCACACAAGCGCAUCGAACAACUACUAUGGAUGGGGAAAUCUCACGCAGUUCAACUCAGAGUACCCUGCGAUGAAUCCAGGACCUCAAGAUGACUUCCACAACUACACGAUUGACUGGACGAAGGAAAGGAUUCAGCUAUUCGUCAAUGGCGACAUGGUGAGGAACAUUCCCGCUGGUGUGGCAGGCGAAUACCCACAAACACCCAGUCGUGUCCAAUUUGGUGUAUGGUGUGGCGGGUGCUCCGACCAGCCUGGCACAGUUGAAUGGGCUGGCGGAAAGCCCACCUGGGACGAAGGCCCGUACGUGAUGAAGGUCAAAUCACUUCGCAUCACAGAUGGAACUACCAAUGCCACCGAAUACAGCUACGGCGAUCACAGCGGCAAAUGGGAAAGCAUCAAAAUCGUCGAUGGCCAAUCCGAAGCCUACAAAGAAAUGAACAAGCUCAGCACCUACGAGAAAGCUCAGAAACAUUGGGAAGGUCUCUCAACAGGGGCCAAAAUCGGCAUUGCUUGCGGUGUGCUCGGCGUCUUCCUCAUCUGCACAAUCGCUUUCGCAUUCUACUGCAUGAAGCAACGGAAAGAAGGUCGCGCAGAAGCUCUUUUGCAAGAGAAAGAAUGGGAUGCGCAUAAUGCCGAAUUGAUGGAAUAUCGCACCAUGAUGGCGAAAGGCAAUUUUGCUGUCUCGAGACAGAGCGUCAUGAUGGAAGCACUACAGGAGCCUAAGCAGAGUCGGUUGGCGAGGUUGAGUGGGAGGUUCUAGGAGUGAGAGGGCUCGCUCCUCUGGCCGGCGCCUUUUCAUUUUUCCUUCAUUUAUACCAAUCGACAGCGAUGAGAACAGAGAGAUGCGCGGAGUCGGCAGAAGUCUUGCAUGCGUGCUUGCAUGCUUGCGAAGAAUUGUACAGUGCAGAGAGGCUUUCACGAGCCAGGUGGGGGAGUUGCUCUUUUGAAUUGUUCCUUUCUGGGGUUUGGGUAACGUGCAUCAUGAGAUACCAGUCAAUCUUUCAUUCUUACUAUGCC